AUGGGCCCUGGAGACCGCGCGUCCGCCGCCCUGCGGGGACCCAGCUUCCCCUUGAUCUGCCUGCUGUUGCUGCUGCCGGAGCCUGGGCAGGGGCUGGGGCUGAGGCUGGACCCGAGCCGCAGGGACGCCUGGGGAACCCCCAAGGUGGACUUCCAGGAACGAUACUUUGAACAAAUUUUGGAUCAUUUCAACUUUGAGAGCUAUGGCAGUGACACCUUCCUUCAGCGGUUCCUAGUGACAGAGAAGUUCUGGAAGAAGGGAACAGGACCAAUAUUUUUUUAUACGGGAAAUGAAGCAGAUAUCUGGGCUUUUGCCAGUAACAGUAACUUCAUUCUGGAACUGGCAGCAGUUGAGGAAGCUCUGGUCAUCUUUGCUGAACAUCGCUACUAUGGAAAGUCGCUCCCAUUUGGGGACCAGUCCACCAGAAAGGGAAAUACAGGCCUGCUUACAGUGGAGCAGGCCUUGGCCGACUUCGCCGUACUGAUCCAGAUCCUGAAGAAGGAAUAUGAGGAUGUGCCUGUCAUCACCUUUGGAGGAAGUUAUGGAGGGAUGCUCAGUGCCUACAUGAGGAUGAAGUAUCCCAACCUAGUGGCUGGAGCGCUGGCUGCCAGUGCUCCCGUGGUAUCCAUUGCUGGCAUUGGGAACUCCAGUCAGUUCUUCAGAGAUGUCACUACUGACUUUGAGAACCACAGCCCUAAGUGUGCCCAGGGAGUUCGAGAAGCCUUCAGAAUGAUCAGAGACCUGUACCUAGAACGAGCCUUUGACAGAAUCCACCAGGACAUGGGGACUUGCACACAACCCUCAAAUGACUCAGCCAUCACUCAACUAUUUGAGUUUGCCCGAAAUGCCUUCACCAUGAUCACCAUGAUGGACUACCCCUACCCCACGGAUUUCAUGGGCCAUUUCCCAGCAAAUCCUGUCAAGGUGGGAUGUGAUCGGCUACUACACGCAGAGAAUCCGAUCCAGGGGCUCAGGGCACUGGCCGGACUGCUUUACAAUGCUUCUGGCACAGAGCCCUGCUUUGAUAUCUACAAACUUUACCAAAAAUGUGCUGACCCCACGGGCUGUGGCACAGGCCCCAGUGCAGAGGCCUGGGACUAUCAGGCCUGCACUGAGAUCAACCUCACCUUUGACAGCAAUAACAUAACUGACAUGUUCCCUGAGAUCCCAUUCACCAGUGACCUCCGAGAGAAGUAUUGUUUUGCCAGGUGGGGUGUCCAGCCCCGGAAAAGCUGGAUGCAGACCAACUUCUGGGGGAAUGAUCUCAAAGCAGCAAGUAACAUCAUAUUUUCAAAUGGUGACCUGGAUCCCUGGGCAGGGGGUGGGAUAAAGACUAAUCUGAGUUCAUCGUUGAUCUCGCUCACCAUCCGGGGUGGAGCUCACCAUCUAGAUCUCAGAGGGUCUAAUCCAGCAGACCCGGAGUCCGUCAUAGAGGUCCGAAAGCUAGAAGCUGAAUAUAUCCACGAAUGGGUGAAAGCAGGGAGACGGUAACAUGAACUCCAUUACUUGGAACCAACCAUCGUUAAUAUUGUGUGGGACUUUACCUUCAGUGCCAACCCACAUGACAGUUUCUAAAACUGGACCCAAAGUGGAGUCUUUCCAUGUCCAUUCAUACCCAGGGUUACACGUUCAAAGUCCUGAGCCUGUUUCAGGCAGGGCCAACUGCUUGAUAAGCUCAGCCUCCAAGAUCAGAUAUUUUGCUUCCUAAACUCCCUAAGCAGGAUUUUCGCAAGGCCUGGCAUCUGGGUUGUAAAGAAGUAUCUGUUCAAAGGGCUUCCUCCUAGUUGGGCUUAAAAUCUCUCUUUCCUCUUGGUCCCAUGAGGCUGAAUUUUCCAUUUUAGGAAUCUGGGGGAGAAGAUGUAGCAAUGUGUAUACGAUUCCCCUUUUUUGCAUUCCCUAAAAUCAAAAAAUCCCUUCGCUAGGAUAAACUUUUUAAUGUUAUUCCAGUACCCUAAAGAAGAACGCAUUUGAACAGUUAAGUCUUGAAUGUCCUUCCCCACCUACCCCCUUGCUAUAAUUGAAACUGGAAUCUCCUCUCCCCUACUUCUGAGAAACAACCAGCUCCACGGGGCUGCAGAAGAUUAAGGGCUCAUCGGUCAGGACUCAGGAAAUGCUUUAUCUAAGGCUGUUGGAGAAGAAGAGUCUCGCCACACUGUCUGAAUAAUGAAGGACAAUAAAAUUUCACCUGGUUUCUAGACAGGA
Gracilinanus agilis (Agile Gracile Mouse Opossum) is the source of this 2202-nucleotide messenger RNA. It is a transcript of the gene DPP7, whose product is annotated as dipeptidyl peptidase 7. The record is from RefSeq and is a predicted model, not a curated record. Gene Ontology annotation, biological process: proteolysis. The transcript has 13 exons. Bases 1 to 1491 code for a protein of 496 amino acids. Gene Ontology annotation, molecular function: serine-type exopeptidase activity; dipeptidyl-peptidase activity. Gene Ontology annotation, cellular component: vesicle. Lineage: Eukaryota; Metazoa; Chordata; Mammalia; Didelphimorphia; Didelphidae.